AUGCGAGCGCGCGGGUUCAGCGGAUGGGCCCUUUGGGUGCUGGCGCUGUGCACUGGCGCUUCGGCGCAGGUGCUCACGCCGCCCUAUUUUAAUUUAGCGGAAAAUCGACGUAUAACGGCCACUGCCACGUGCGGACUGGAUGUAGCCGAUCCCGAAUUAUAUUGUAAACUAGUCGGAGCAAAUGCUGAUCGCGGUGCAUCUUUCUCCGAUGACCUGAUUCAAGGAGGACAAUUCUGUGACGUAUGCGACCCAUCGAGACCCGACCGACACCACCCUGCCGAAUAUGCCAUCGACGGGUCAGAGCGCUGGUGGCAGAGUCCCCCCCUGUCACGUGGCAUGAAGUACAACGAGGUCAACCUCACCAUCGACCUGGGUCAACUUUUCCAAGUUGCGUACGUACUCAUCAAGAUGGGCAAUUCCCCGCGGCCUGGAGUGUGGGUUCUGGAGCGCUCGGUCGACAACGGAGAAUCGUACACACCGUGGCAGUAUUUCGCUGACAGUCCCGGAGACUGCGAGAACUUCUUCGGAACCGAAACUCUUGAGCCCAUCGAAGAGGACGAUGACGUCACUUGCGUCACUCAAUUCUCGAAGGUGGUGCCGCUCGAAGGAGGAGAAAUCGUCGUGUCCCUGCUGAACAACCGGCCGUCAGCGAACAGUUUCUUCAACUCGACUGUCCUUCAGGAGUUCACGCGAGCCACUAACGUCCGGCUGAGGCUCCUGCGCACCAAAACCCUCCUGGGCCAUCUCAUGUCGGUGGCCAGGCAGGACCCCUCCGUCACUAGAAGGUAUUUCUACUCCAUCAAAGACAUCAGUAUAGGAGGCAGGUGCGUGUGCAACGGCCACGCAGAUGUGUGCGACAUCACCGACCCCAACGACCUGUACAAGCUCCAGUGCCGAUGCCAGCACAAUACCUGCGGCUCCCAGUGCGAGAUGUGCUGCCCGGGAUUCAUCCAGAAGAAGUGGCGGCCCGCGGGCUAUCAGGACGGCUUCGUGUGCGAACCCUGCAACUGCUACGGCCACACAAACGAGUGCGUUUUCGACGAAGAAGUGAACAGCAAAGGCCUUUCCAUCGACAUCUACGGCGUGUACGAGGGCGGCGGCGUGUGCCAGAACUGCCAGCACAACACGGAGGGCAUCAACUGCGACAAGUGCAAGUCAGGCUUCUACCGGCCGUACGACAAGGAGCUGAACGACACGGACGUCUGCCAGCCCUGCCAGUGCAACGUGUUCUACUCAACCGGCAACUGCGCGGAGGGCUCGGGCCAGUGCGAGUGCCGACCCGAGUUCCUUCCUCCGUACUGCCAGGAGUGCAACGACGGCUACUACGACUACCCGGACUGCAAGCCGUGCGACUGCCAUCGCAACGGCACAGUCGGGGGCGUGUGCGAGGUCGGCGGUGGGCAGUGCCCUUGCAAGGAGAACUACCAGGGCUUCAACUGCGACGAGUGCGCGCCGGGCUACUACAACUUCCCCGAGUGCCUCCCGUGCGACUGCAACGACGUCGGCUCGCUCAAUGAAACCUGCGACAUCGUCACCGGGCAGUGCAGCUGCGAGAACAACUUCGGCGGGCGCGCCUGCGAACGCUGCGAGCACGGAUACUAUGACUAUCCUUCCUGCAAUUUCUGCAACUGCGAUGCGAGAGGAACCGAAGAAGAGAUCUGCAACAAGGAGACAGGGGAAUGCCUGUGUCUGGUCGGGUAUAGCGGGAAUCGGUGCGACGGCAGCGCCCCCGGCUUCUGGGGUUACCCUCUCAUCCAGAGCUGCGGCUGCCACGAAAAGGGCUCGGCCUCCUCGAUCUGCGACGCCUCCGGGGACUGCGCUUGCCUGGCAGGCUUUGCGGGGCGGGCGUGCGACCAGUGCAGCCCGGGCUACUACAAUUUCCCCGAAUGCAUGUCGUGUAACUGCGACCAGGCGGGCAGCAUUGGCAUCUCCUGCGAUCACGAUGGCAAAUGUCGCUGCAAGCCCAAUUAUGAUGGCAUCCACUGCGACAUGUGCAGAGAAGGCUUCUACAAUUUCCCCUUGUGUGAAGAAUGCAACUGCAACCCUGCUGGUGUUCUGGAAACCUUUGCUGGCUGCGGCAAUGCUCCUGUUGGGGAACUGUGUGAGUGUAAAGAACGAGUCACAGGAAGGAUCUGCAACAUGUGCAAGCCUCUGUACUGGAACCUUCGCUAUGACAAUCCACUGGGCUGCGAAGACUGCGCCUGCCAUACGCCAGGCACCAUAGGCGGCGUGUCUUCUUGUGACUCCGAGACGGGCCAGUGCUUCUGCAAGCCCGGAGUCACAUCGCGCAGGUGCAACGAAUGCCGCGACGGAACCUUCAACCUCCUGGACAGCAACCUCUUUGGCUGCUCAGACUGUGGCUGCAAUCAGGGCGGCUCCGUUGACAACUUCUGCGACAAGAUCAGUGGCCAGUGCCGCUGCAAACCGAGGGUCACCGGGCAGAGGUGCGACGAGGUGCUGAAGCUGCAUUACUUCCCGACACUCUACCAGCUGAAGUACGAGGCCGAGGACGGACACACGCCGCAGAACACCGCCGUCAGGUUUGGCUACGACGAGGAAGUUUUCCCAGGUUACUCGUGGAGGGGCUACGCCGUUUUCUCCGACAUCCAGAAGGAAAUCAUACAUGAAGUGUACAUCGAGAAGCCGUCUCUCUACCGCAUGCUGAUGUACUACCGUAACCCGAGUUCCAGGACGAUCGUCGGCACGGUCAGGAUCACGCCCGACAACCCAAGUGAUACGGAACAGGAAGACACCGUUUACUUCCUGCCAACAUCGGGCCCAGAGCUCAUGACUGUCGUUCGCGUCCCGGGCGAUUUCCCCGUUCAUCUCGUCAUGAACCCUGGGCGCUGGACGGUUUCUAUUGUCAACAGUCAGAAUCUUUUCUUGGACUACUUCGUACUCCUUCCCGAGGCUUAUUAUGAAGGCACAAUCCUCACGGAGAACAUAACCACUGCUUGCAUGAUUGGCCAAGAUAAGAGAGAGAUGUGCCUGCAUUACGCCUAUCCAGAUGCAUUGCAGUACGAUUACAUCUACGGCUCUGCAGGGUACAAAAGUGUCGGCGGGGAACGAUUAGCUGUUGACUUGUUUAGCGAUGACGAGGUCCUAGCAGAGCUGGAGACGCAGCCGAUGGCCUGGCUGAACCACAACCAGCCCGAGGUGCAGUACGACAUCAGGCUGACCCGCGCCGGCCGCUACAUUCUGCUCAUCAAUUACUACACUCCCAGCGGCGCGACGACAACCAACGUCAUCGUGGAGACGUCGACGCUCAAGGGCAGGGAGAAAGGGCGCGCCAUCUUGUACGACUGCAUGUUUUCGACCACCUGCCGUCAAGCGGUCACGGAUCUGAGCGGGCAAGUGGGCGUCUUCCACUUUGACAGCAACUUCAUCAGUGUGAAUGUCAAGGGCGAAACAAACACCAACAUCGGAAUCGACUCCAUCGUGGCCGUUCCUUAUGACCUGUGGCACCAAGACCUGGUCCGACCCCAGCCGAAGUGCACGCGCAAGGAUGGGGUGUGCCAAGAGUCCUUCUAUCCAUUCCCGCCGGAGACAACCAAGAUCGAGUUUGAAUCUAACCUCGAAGGGAAAAUGGUCUCUACACUACCAGCGGGCAUGAAAGAGGGAACCGGUCUUGUGUACCUUAACCACAGUGACCCCAUGGUAGACAUCACAGGGCAGCUAAACUAUGCCGGAUAUUACGUCUUUGUCGUGCACUACUAUCAGCCAUACUAUCCAGAGUUUGAUCUUAAUGUGUUGCUGCAGAAUGGACAGUUUUAUGAGGGAUCUCUCCCGGUGCAUCACUGCCCCAGUAUAUCAGGGUGCAGGGCUGUGAUCAAGCAGACCGAUGGCUCUCAUGUCUUCGAUAUAUUGGAGAAUUUCGUUCUUUCACUAAAGGAGCCAAACCACAAGUCUAUUUGGCUAGAUUAUUUGUUAGUGAUUCCAGCAGCACAGUAUACAGAAGAGGUACUGCAUGAACUCCCACAUGAUAAGACUGCUGAAUUCAUUAGGAUCUGUGGAGAGAACAAUUUCAAUGUUCUGGCAAAUGCUACAGGAUUUUGUAAGGAUGCUGCCUUCAAGCUGACAAUGGAUUAUAAUAAUGGAGCUCUAGAAUGCGAGUGUGACUUCUAUGGCUCAGAGAGUUUUGAGUGUGAAGAAUUCGGAGGCCAGUGCCCCUGCCGUCCAAAUGUGAUUGGCCGAAAGUGUAAUCGUUGCAAAACUGGUUUCUUUGGCUUCCCUGAUUGCAAGCCUUGUGACUGCCCCUCUACUGCACUUUGUGAUCCUGUGUCUGGUGAGUGCAUUUGCCCACCACGUGUUGAGGGCGACAGGUGUGAGCGCUGUGCCCCCUUCACCUAUGGAUUUGACCCAAUCAUUGGAUGUGAAGAGUGUCAGUGUUCUCCCCUCGGUGUUAGGGCUGGGAAUCUCCAGUGUGAAUUGGAAACUGGCCAGUGUGAUUGCAAGGAGAAUGUAGUGGGAAGAAGGUGUGAGCGAUGUGAAGCUGGUUACUGGUCCUUCCCCUUCUGCCAACUGUGUGACUGUGAUCUGCGAGGAACAGAAGCAGACAUUUGUAACCAGGAUGAUGCCAGCUGUUUCUGUAAGACCAAUGUCCAGGGUCGUGCCUGUGAUGCCUGCCAGGCGGGCUCCUAUAACUUGGAAGAGAGCAAUCCAAAUGGAUGCACAAAGUGCUUCUGUUUUGGAAAGUCUGAAUACUGUUCAUCUGCUGAUGCUUACUGGGAGGAGUUAAUGAUGAAUGAAAUGACUGCCUGGGAGGUUGUUGUGGUAGAACAAACCUCUUCAGGAGAGAGUAGCUUGUCAUUCUCAUCACUGGCCCAAGAACCUAGUCGUUAUGAAGAGCUCAUUGUCCAGGACCUGUCAACUAUUGGAAAUAUCUUUCCAGAGGGUCAUGUUUUCUUCUCUGCUCAUGAUAUAUAUCUUGGCAACAGCAUUUCGUCCUAUGGUGGAUUCUUCAGAUAUUCACUCUUGUUUGUGAAAGGAGAUAAUGGAACUGAGCUUACAGGUCCAGAUGUUAUCCUGACAGGAAGUAAUGUCAUUGCUCUGUAUUACUCUGAGUAUGAUCCAGCAACUUCUCAGGUGUAUGAUGGUUAUGUUCGGCUGACAGAGCACAGCUUCAGAACACUGUCAGGAGCUCCACUGCAGAGGGAUCAGUUCAUGAUGUUGCUGUAUGGACUGGAUGGUGUAUUCAUCAGAGCCAGUUACUGGAGCAACUCUGUUGAAGCCAGAUUGUACAAUGUUAGUAUGGAAGCUGCAACUGUCAACUGGCCAGGACCAGGAGCUAGAUCAUCCUUGUCUGUUGAACUGUGUCAGUGUCCUGUGAAUUACCAAGGCUCAUCAUGUGAAGAAUGUGCUUAUGGAUACUAUAGAGCUCAGCAAGGGCCAUAUGGUGGAUACUGUGUCCAGUGCCAAUGCAAUGGCCAUGCAAGCACUUGUGACAAAGUGACUGGAAAGUGCUUGAAUUGCCUGCACAACACUGUGGGUGAUUACUGUGAGAUGUGUGCACCAGGAUACCAUGGAGAUGCUACCAGGGGUACUCCAUAUGACUGUCUUAUUUGUGCUUGUCCAAUGCCAUCUAUUACAAACAACUUUGCGGACAGCUGUGAGGUGACACAUGAUGGAGCCUCCAUAAGAUGUGACUGCCAAGAGGGUUACAUUGGAGAAAGAUGUGAACGUUGUGCAUCAGGAUAUUAUGGCCAGCCUGAGGUUCUUGGAGAUAAGUGCCGACCUUGCGAGUGCAAUGAAAACAUUGAAGUUGAAGAUCCCUUCGCUUGUGAUGACAUUACUGGACGUUGUCUGAAUUGCUUGAAUGACACCUAUGGAGACUCCUGUGAACGGUGUGCGCCAGGCUUCUAUGGUGAUGCUGUUACCCUAAAGAACUGUGAGAGUUGUACAUGCGAUGAGUGCGGUACAAGGAACUGCCAACAUUUCUCUGGUGUUUGUGAGUGUUAUGAAAAUGUCAUCGGGAAUGACUGUAGCCAAUGUGCUCCUGAUCAUUGGGGCUUUGCUUCAUGUCAGGGAUGUCAGCCUUGCAUGUGUGGUGUUGCAUCUGUCAGUACACAGUGUGACAGAGGAACAGGGCAGUGUGAGUGCAGAAGUGGGGUAGGAGGUCAGCGCUGUACUCAGUGCAAGCCUGGGUACUGGAACUACUCUGAGCUGGGUUGCCAAGAAUGCACAUGUCGAGAAGGCUUUAGCAUUGGCGUUGGUUGUGAUCCUUCGACUGGUCAGUGCUCUUGCCUGCCUGGUGUGAUUGGAGCAAAUUGUGAUGGCUGUCCUUACAGAUGGGUUUUGAUUGAUGGUGUUGGAUGCCGUGAAUGUGAUGAGUGCGUUCAUGCCCUUCUUGAUACAACAGAUGAACUCUCACGUCUUAUAGAACCCACUAUUGUUGAAUUUGAGUCGGCAGCACACAGUUACUUCUUGAACCAACGCCUUGAGGUCAUCAACUCAACAAUGAACGAGCUGAAGCCAAAAGUGGCCCUUAUGGACAUUUCAGAGGAAGACACCAAGCCUAUCCAAGAUGAACUCGAGGCCAUUAGAAAAGAGGCUCAGGCCGUGUCUGGAAGAGCAGGCAUUGUGUUGGACAGAGCAGGAGACUCAGCUGGCGAAGGGUCUGAUGUGCACAAGGAAGCUCUGGAUGUAGAAAUGCAGCUGAAUGAAGCUUUCUACACUGUGCGUGACAUCAUUGGGGAGAUUAACAGGCUGGUCAUUGGCCUGGAGACUGGUGCAGGUGCCCACCUUGAGCAAGCCAUUAAUGAAGCAGAAGUUAUCGUAGAAGUCAUGCAAGAUCGGAACUUUGAGGAAUUCCGUGAUAAGGUGGAAGUAGAACUGGAAUUGUCCAAGGAAUUGUUGGACAAGAUCAACCUGUUCUAUGAGCCAGUUAAGGAACAUAAUAAGGCAGUCGGUGCUUAUGCUGAUCAGCUAAAGGACUUUGAUAAAAAGCUGGAGGAAAUGCAAGGUUUCAUUCAGAAGGCCCAGAUGCAAACCAAAGAUGCCAUGGAAAGAAAUCGUAACAAUAAAUUAUUUGGCUAUGAAGCACUAAAGAAGAAAAUAGAGGAAGCAAAUCGCGUGGGCAAGGAAGUAGAUGGUGACUUGGAGAAGUCACGCAAUCGUGUUGAUGAAGCAAACAAAAAUUACCUCAAUGCUUCAAUGAACUAUGAAGAACUGUUGGUGGAGUUGGAGCAACUGCAUGCAGCCAGAUCCACACUCAAUACAACAGUGUUACAAAUAGUGCAAGAAUUAGAGGAAGCACAGUUACCAGCAAUGAAGGCUAAAGAACAUGCAGAAGUGCUCAAAACAAGGGCUGAUGACCUCGACAGUCUGCUUGCUGACACCCGAGAAGUUUCUGAAAAGGCCCUUGCAGCUGCAAAUGCAUACAUGGACAUUGUGAAAGCAAUUGAAGAUGCUCGCCAAGCUGCAGAAGCAGCAAAGGAAGCAGCUAUGAAGGCCCUGGAACUUUCAGGAGGUGUCAGUGAUGAUGCAGUUGUAUCGCAGAAGAAGUCGGAAGAGAAGUAUGAAAUGGCAGUGUGGCGAUCCCAACAAGUGGAAAGCGAGUUGCAGCCUCAACUUGCACAGGCUGAGAGUGAUGUCCGCACCCUUAGAGAUAUGAAUACAUACAUUAGUGAUACCAUUGUGGUGAUUGGCAGUUCAUUGGACAAGCUGCAGCAAGAAUCAAUUGCAGAUGAAGCAUCCAGUCUAAAGGAAAAUGCCAUUCAGUCUAGGGACCUUGCUGGGGAAGCCAUUUUAAGCAUAGGUAAUGUAGAGGAGCAGCUUCCCGAAGCAUCAGCUCGGAGUCGUCAGCUGAUGAAGAACGUUGCUGAUGGGGAAAAGGCCAUUCAACUUGCAGACAGACAAGUGGAACAGGUAGAACAGCAGGUGCCAGAGAUGAUGGAAUUGGCAGCCAGCCUACGCCGAAAGAAGGAAUCCAUCCAAAUGAAAGGCAUUGAUGUGGGUGACCGACUCAAGGAAUUGCGCCGUUCCAUCCAGAAGACACGAGAGCUGGCCAACAAGAUCAAAGUUGGUGUUGAAUUCCAGCCCAACACAACCAUUGAGCUCCAAAACCCAGAGGAUAUUACAAAGGCAGCCACAUCCACCAAGGUAUCUAUGUUCGUGCGUACAGAUGAACCUUCAGGAUUACUGAUGUUCAUGGGAACCCCAGUUGGAGGAAGCAAGUUGAUGCGCCGCACUAAAACAGAUGACUUCAUGGCCUUGGAGAUGGACAGUGGAUUUGUCCGCCUCACCAUGGACUUGGGUGAUGGCUCGCACUCCAUUGAGAACAACAAGCUGCGCAUAGAUGAUGGCAUUUGGAGAGAAAUUAGAGUUGACAGGACGGGUAAGCUUGUGAAACUAAGCAUAGUUUAUGAAGAUGAGGACAAGAGUGAGGCAAUUGCAUCUGUAGAAAAUGAGUUACCUGGCACCUUCUCUGUCUUCAACCUUGAUCCGGGUGUGUCAAAGAUAUUCAUUGGUGGAAUUCCACCUGGAGUUCAGGUUGACAGUGCCAUUCGCAGCACCUCUUUCUAUGGCCAAGUGGAAGACUUCAGGCUCAAUGAUCGUCCUAUUGGUCUGUGGAACUUCAUGUCUAAUGGCACCAACAACAUUCAACAACGUGGUGCACUGGAAAGAGAUCAACUUGUAGAUUUAGUUCCUCCAACUGGACUAAGAUUUGAUGGCAACGGAUACGCAGCCAUGGACACGCGCAAUGGCUACAGAUUCAAGAAGAAGUUUGAUCUGCAGCUUGACUUUAAGACCUAUGCAGAAGAUGGUAUCCUCUUCUUCAUUAGUGGUGCUGAUGAUCAGUACAUAGCUGUUACCAUGGAAGAAGGCCAUGUGCUGUUCCAAUUCAACCUUGGAACAGGAGUAGCGACAAUGAAGUCAGAGGAGACCUAUCAUGAUGGAGAGUGGCACCAUGUGGAAGUAGCAAGAGAGCAGAAUAGAGGCAUCAUGAAGGUUGAUACUAAGGGAGUCCAAGGAGAAUCUCCAGGCAGUGCAAGGCUUUUCACAGAAGUCCCACAAAGAAUGUACUUUGGAGGCUUGCCUGGUGAACAUGAAUUUAUUGAUACAACAAAUGAUGAUUUUGAUGGAUGCAUUGACCACAUAGUCAUGUCUUCUGUAGCUGUUGAUCUUUCUAAGAGUACAGAAACAUUGAGUGCAGCACCUGGCUGCCCAGUUAAGGUGGCCAGCUUAGUAUCCUUUGAAAAGAUGGCUCCAGGCUAUGUAAAGCACACUAGCCCUGAUGGAACUGGCCUACAGCUCACCUUCAAGUUCAAGACAGAUCAGCCAGAUGGUCUCAUUUUCUAUACAACUACAAGGAACCAAGACAGUUAUGUCUCUUUGUCACUGGCAGAAAGUGCUCUCAUUUUGAGAGCUGCUCCAGGUGGAGAGCUUAGUACAGGGUCCUAUAAUAAAUAUAAUGACAGUGAAUGGCAUGUUGUUAAUGCUAUUCGUGAACAUAACCAGCUUCGUCUUCAUGUUGACGACUUCGAAGAUUUCAAAGUGUCUGUUGCACAACCAGCAGUGCCAUUUGAUGGACCUGUCUUCUUUGGUGGAGUACCAGCUGAAUACAAUAUUGCAGCUGCUGCAUCAGCCACAGACACUAACUUCUUUGGCUGCAUUGGUGAUGUCACGCUCAACAGCAAGAUUGUGAACUUUGCAGAGAGCACUGACCGUCCAAGAGCACUGUUGCAGAAAUGCCACCUGGUGAGAAGCUUGUCACACUUCCAGUCUUCUACUUUUGGAGCUGGAAGAGAAACCAACACUAGUGCCCCCGGAGACACCCUCACCGUGCAGAUUCCCGAGGUCGUGGAAGUGGAUUUCGACUCCUCCUCUUAUCCCCCCCCUUACGUUACCACUGACUCCUCCCCUCAGCUUGUCACCUCUGCUUCCUCCCCAUUCCCCACCCCUCCUCCCUCUACCACUGAAAUAGUCACUAGCACAACAGAGGAGAUCCAAGCAGAAGUGGAUGACACUGACCUUCUUGAAAGCUGUGCUCUUCCUGUUGACCCUGUAGAGGAAGAACCUGAUGAUAGUGCUGGUUUCCGCUUUGACGAAGAUCACCCGGUCGACUUGAAAUUUGGAAGCAGACGAACCAGCCGCAUUGAGUUCGAAACCUUGCCCAGCAGUGCUCGCGGGGACUUCAAGUUCUCGUUUGACUUCAAGACGAGCGCCACCGAAGGCGUCAUCUUCUAUGCGUCGGACGACCUUCAUCGUGACGUCAUCGCUAUAUACAUGAAGGAUGGGAAAAUCGUGAUGCGCUUCAACCCGGGCGACGGGGCGGUCCAGAUGCGCUCGCAGAAGGCCUUCAACGACGGCUUGUGGCACAGUGCAGUGCUGGAGCGGAGCAACGCCUUCGGGGUCCUGUACGUGGAUGGCUACCAGGAAGGGAACGGCACGAGCAAAGGCAACUCCAAGUUCAUCGAUCUGAAGCCUCCCUACUUCUACGGCGGCCUCAGCACAGAGAUCGCCGACCAGGCCCGCGCCAACACGGAGGAGACCGACCUCUCCUUCAACGGCUGCCUGCGAAUCAUGCGCAUGAACAACCAGCGCCUGAGCGGAGCGCAUCAAGCCUUCGGCCUCAACCGCUGCUCGGAGAACGUGGAGCCGGGCAUCUUCUUCGGCAAGGGGCCUCGGGCUCACGUCGUCCUGCGCCAGCGCUUCAGUGUGGGCCGCGUGUUCGAGAUGAAGAUGGACAUCAAGCCGAGAAAGAACAACGGCGUGAUUAUGUCCGUGCACGGGCGGCGAGACUUCGUGCUGUUGCAGCUGAGGAACGGUAGCGUGGAGCUCACGGUGGACAACGGCAAGGGCGAGAUCGUGAACAGGUACACUCCGUCGUCGCCGUGGACGAUCUGCGACGGGAAGUGGCACACGAUCCAAGUGAUCAAGAACAAGAUCAUCGCCAUCCUUAUCGUCGACGGGACCUCCACCAACCCAGUGUCCGGCAAAAUCGGCGCCACCUCGACGGACACGAAACACCCGCUGUUCUUGGGCACGCAGCCUCGUAUAAUGCAGCGGCGCGGUAAUGGUGUGGCAGAAAGAUUCGUCGGCUGCAUGAGGAACGUGUCGAUUAACAAGGAGACGGAAGAAUUGCCUUAUGCUACGUUCGUGGGACAAGUCAACGCCGGCGCGGGGCCCACCGGGGAGGAAGAAAAGAAGGCGGGGGUGCUGAUUAAGAUCUCAGUUGUAAGGAAGGUUGUUAAAUUGGACAUAGACAUGACAAAAAGGUCUCGGGCAGCGUCCGACAACUGA
Molecule: messenger RNA, 11244 nt
Organism: Penaeus indicus
Lineage: Eukaryota; Metazoa; Arthropoda; Malacostraca; Decapoda; Penaeidae
Gene: LanA
Product: laminin subunit alpha-like
Exons: 60
Coding region: 1-11244 (3747 amino acids)
Biological process (GO): tissue development; regulation of embryonic development; cell adhesion
Cellular component (GO): basement membrane
Molecular function (GO): signaling receptor binding
Source: RefSeq, a predicted model, not a curated record